This is a messenger RNA of Paramecium pentaurelia, 1122 nucleotides long. The record is from the annotation of a GenBank genome assembly. Lineage: Eukaryota; Ciliophora; Oligohymenophorea; Peniculida; Parameciidae.
AUGAAUCAUAUUAUUCAACAACCAAAGACAACUCAAUAAACAAAAAAACCUUCUAAAGUAGUUGUGAAACACCCAGAAAUCUAACCAAACAAGCACCUUGAAGAAUUAAAAAAUAAAGCAUGGACUGCUGCAAUUCAGAAGGAAAUUGAUAAAUUCGAAUAGGCUAUUGUAUAUAAUUUAUUCAUAUCAUUAGCUUGAAGUAGAAGCUUUGUUCAAAGAAGCUUAGACAUCUUAAAAUUUAGUUAGUUUGGGAAAUGUAAAAUUGGUUCAGAGUGAAUAUGAAUUUGCAGCUUUCAAAUUACAACAAUUAAAAGAGAUGUUUUCAAAAUAUUUUGAUGAAUAUACCAAAUAUCAUUAAAACAAAUAGAAAUUAAAGGAUUUGACAAAAAAGAAUUAAAAAAGUGAGGAGGAUAAUCAAGCCAUUUCAAAAAUAACAAAUGAUCAAAUAAAAUUUAAAAACACUUUUGCUUAAGAAAGAGAGAAGAUUUAAUUCUUAUUUGGAGUUGCUUCAAGAGUUUUGAUCCUCAUUUAAGCCUACAUUAAAUUGAAGGAUCAACAUGAGAAUCAAUAGGAAUUGUAAAGACACAGAGAUUACAUCCUCUAGAAGAUUGACAAGAUCAAGAAGACAGAGGAAAAGCAUACAAAAAGGAUUGAAAGACAUUACAAUAGAAUAUAAGUAGAAGAUCCUGAUGCUCCUGAAGAUAUUGAAGUUGAAGAAGACCAGAGUGAAGAAGAGUAUGAAGUUGAUGGAAAUAAUAAAGCCAGAGAAGACUUAAUAAGUAAUUUAUUUUAUUUAUAGUUUUUAGAGUUGUGUGAUGGUUUGGUUUCUUAUUUAUCAAAAUUUGAGAAAAAGGAAGGAGUAAUAAUUAUAAUUCUAUAUGUAGGAUUAAUUCUUAUAACAUGAUUUAACAACUUUCCAAUAUUUUGAUCAAAUUAGAGUGGCUGCUCCAUUUUAUUCAAACUAAAUAGACUUGGCUAUAGAUUUGAUUAAAGCUAAAAGAAAUUUUUAUGAAAAUGCUCCUGAAAGUGAAUUUGUUAAAAAGGUUGUUUAAAAAGUAGUCAAGCAAUAAGAACAGAAGGUUGAUGUUACCAACGAGUAGGAAUUCCCUAAAUUAUAAUGAG